GCCGCUUGCCACACCAUGCUUUCGAUGCACCUAGCUUUAUGUGUAGCUUUCCUGGUGCUCCCUGGGACUGAUGGCGGUUGGCCAUUCGAAGGGAUCUUGGGAGAAGUGCCCAAGGUGCAGCCGCUUCCCCACGGGCUCCCUCACGGUUUGCCGCACGCUUUUCCGGGUGCUUUCCCCUUUGGUCGGGCGCCGGUGAUUGUCGUCGAGCACCACAGUGGCUUUAACCCCUGGGAGGACUUGCACAAGAAUGUGCAACGGGUGGUCCAGGCUCAGGCUGGAGGGCCUACAGCUGUGCAGCCUGUGCAGAUGCAGAUGCAGCUGGGAGGCUUGCUGGACAUGUUUGGCGACCAUCAUGCAGGUCAUCAUGGCUUGGCACAGGGCAGUUUCGAGGUGCACGACGAUCAUCAGAGUCGUGUUCUCAUCUCAGCAGUUCUCCCAGGCUAUGAGUUUGGCACGAAGACAAGCGAGAAGCCGCUCUCUGUUCGUGCAGUUGGUAGGUCGCUGGUUAUCAGCGGCACCCAUCAUCAAGGGCCUUUGAUCAGCCAAUGGCAGCGGGUCUUCUCCGUGCCCAAGGGCUGCGACGUGAAGAACGUGUCGGUCACGUACAACUCAGGUAGUGGCAACUUGACUGUGGUGAUUCCUCGGAGCAACACGACAGUGCCACAGGAAGAUGAGGAAGCUGAUGAGGACGAUAUGAUAGGCCUCCCACCGGCUCUAAGGGCAUUGAGGAGUGGCUUGCCGGGCCUCAUGGAUCAGAUGGCCGGCAUGCAGGCUUUGCCUCAAGGUUUCCUCCGUGCUCGCAGACCCAUGGGCUUGGAAGCCGUGCUCGGGCAGGUCAUGGGCGAGCUGGAACAAAUGCAUCCCAGGAAUCAGCUUCCAGCGGUUAGCCAUGUACCCGAGGAUGCUGUGGUGAAUUUGGUUGGCUGCUUCGCAGAGUCCCAGCUGGAGAAGGUGCGGUUGAAGUACUAUGGGGAUUCCAAUGCCGCGAAUUUUGCGGCCAUGUACUGGCACGCACAAAAUGACCAUGUGCAAUACUUUGCAAUGGCAAGGCAUUCCGUUCCCCUCGGGCAUGCCUUUACCGCGCAUGGUUUCUUGCACCAGAAUGAGGUGCCGCAGUGGGGCGUCUACGAUGGGUGCGGUUCACCUUGCCAAGAUGAUGAUGAGCGAUGGUGUGGCUGCGCCAACGAGGCUGAGCGAGGCUUCCCUAGCGCUGGGUGUGCUGAAGGUGAAAAGCGGUUUGCCGUAUACAAGAUCGGUGUGCAGAACGCCAGUUCUACAGAUACCACAGAUGCCACAGAUGAAAAACCAGUAAAUGCCUCACAAGCACAAGCUCCCCCAGGACAGUUAUAUUGGAAGCUUGCGGGCGAGAAGGAAGGUGAACCUUCCAUUGAAGUAGUCAUGCCCAAGGGCACCAAAGCGACAGCGAAUGGAAAUGAGGUUUUGGUUUAUAAUGCCUCCAGAGAAGAAGGUGACAGCUCAAAACCCUCCAACGAGGCCACAUCCACAUCAGUUGCUCCCAUCAGCAAGGUGAAGCUGCCUGUGGGUGUCUCAACGAACUCCUGCGAGCAGAAAGACGAGGUUCUUAGAUGCAAGCUGGAGCAAGAAGAUGUGCAGGAUGUGCCGAUCAAAGUUAUCGAUGAGCUCUGAGAAAAUGGUGCAGGCGGUUGGAUGUCUUUUUCGCAGUGCCAGACGCGCUUGGACGUUGUGGCACCCAAAGGAGAAACACCGAUAUAUGCAGCAUUGCCGAUAUUGGAUGAUUGUGGAACAUCAGAAGAAGUGCCUGCAUCAUAGUUUGUUUGUACUUGUUCUCUUAGUAAUUUUUCCUCCGUCCGGCGGGGUUGUAUAUCCCAGUCUGUAUGCAGCAGUUGUUAAUGACAAGGCUUGAGCUGCACUGCAUAAUUGACAUUAGGUCUCUUUUUGAACAGUGUCACCUACAGCAUCAUUCACCACCCUCGAUCGAGACCGUUUUGCUCUUCAGCUUUGAAAUUACAGUCAGAGACAUGUGUCCCCGACAGAUCCGACGUGUGUCC
Molecule: messenger RNA, 2030 nt
Organism: Durusdinium trenchii
Lineage: Eukaryota; Dinophyceae; Suessiales; Symbiodiniaceae
Source: the annotation of a GenBank genome assembly